Brienomyrus brachyistius is the source of this 899-nucleotide messenger RNA. It is a transcript of the gene rpl24, whose product is annotated as ribosomal protein L24. The record is from RefSeq and is a predicted model, not a curated record. The transcript has 6 exons. Gene Ontology annotation, biological process: cytoplasmic translation. Lineage: Eukaryota; Metazoa; Chordata; Actinopteri; Osteoglossiformes; Mormyridae. Gene Ontology annotation, cellular component: cytosolic large ribosomal subunit. Gene Ontology annotation, molecular function: mRNA binding; structural constituent of ribosome. The coding region runs from base 375 to 848 and encodes 157 amino acids.
GUCGGUGACACACCUGAUAGUAAACAUAUAUUUAGCUUUAUAUUGCAGGAGUAUAUAAAUUGAACCUUCUCUAUAUCAGAAUUUAACUAAUGCGUCUUUUGUGCCUUCCGUUUAUCUGUCCUCUUAAUUAUCGAUUAUCGAUUGCCAUGCUUUUCGCUUGUUUUAACGCUAGGAAACAGGAGUCAGUGCACUCUUCCGUUAUAUGAAUAUUAUGCAGUAUUAUUUAAAAACAAGUUGCUAUUUCCUAAAAUGUAUACAAUUACAUAUAUGUGAUUUCAUGCUGAAACAUACAGAAAAUAAAAAUAAGCAUUUCUUCCAAACUUAUUAUUUACUACCCAGAAUCCUCUUUUUCUUUUCCUGCCUUUGCAGCCGCCAUGAAGGUCGAACUCUGCAGUUUCAGUGGGUAUAAAAUCUAUCCUGGCCACGGCCGACGUUAUGCAAGGAUAGAUGGAAAGGUCUUCCAGUUCCUUAACGCUAAGUGUGAGUCAGCUUUCCUGGCCAAGAGAAACCCCAGGCAGAUCAACUGGACUGUGCUUUACAGGCGCAAGCACAAGAAGGGCCAAUCUGAAGAUGUGACAAAGAAGCGUACCCGCCGUGCUGUGAAAUGUCAGAGGGCCAUCACCGGUGCCUCCCUGGCUGAAAUCUUGGCCAAGCGCAACCAGAAGCCUGAGGUGCGCAAGGCCUUGCGGGAGCAGGCCAUUAGGGCUGCAAAGGAAGCCAAGAAGGCCAAGCAGGCAAACAAGAAUCAAACAGCAAUAGCUGCAAAGGCUCCUACCAAGGCUGCUCUCAAGCAGAAAAUCGCCAAGCCCAUGAAAGCCAGUGCCCCUCGUGUUGGAGGAAAGCGGUAAUUUUGGUGCUGGAGAUCGGCAGUCAAUAAACUCAAUAAUACUGUUCCCCUU